UUCCGUGCGUUUUCAGGGCGGGGACUCUUUCAAAAAUCAUAUCGGCGUCGGCACAAGGGGGCGCUCUGACGUGAGUGCCAAUCGCCGCCGGGUCGGCGCGGUGACGAGUUUCGUCACCCACGUCCGCAAUCUGACCACAAUAGCCGCUGCUCUAGCGGAUGACCUCAUUCGCUCAGCGUAACAUCCAGUCUUCAGUAUCGUACAACAACUAGCUCUCAUUCAUCAAGAUGUCUGGUCGCGGAAAAGGAGGAAAGGGUCUUGGAAAGGGUGGUGCCAAGCGUCAUCGCAAGGUUCUACGAGACAACAUCCAAGGUAUCACGAAGCCUGCUAUCCGCCGUCUAGCAAGAAGAGGUGGAGUCAAAAGAAUCUCUGGUCUCAUCUACGAAGAGACACGCGGUGUACUGAAAGUCUUCUUGGAGAAUGUCAUCCGUGAUGCCGUCACCUACUGUGAGCACGCCAAACGCAAGACCGUCACAGCCAUGGACGUGGUCUAUGCACUGAAGAGGCAGGGCCGUACCCUGUACGGUUUUGGCGGCUAGUCUGAUACUACGGUUAUGGCUAGAAAUAACGGCUCUUUUCAGAGCCAC
This is a messenger RNA of Lytechinus variegatus (green sea urchin), 587 nucleotides long. Its product is annotated as histone H4. The transcript has a single exon. Gene Ontology annotation, molecular function: protein heterodimerization activity; DNA binding; structural constituent of chromatin. Lineage: Eukaryota; Metazoa; Echinodermata; Echinoidea; Temnopleuroida; Toxopneustidae. The record is from RefSeq and is a predicted model, not a curated record. Gene Ontology annotation, cellular component: nucleosome. Gene Ontology annotation, biological process: nucleosome assembly. The coding region runs from base 228 to 539 and encodes 103 amino acids.